Molecule: messenger RNA, 2109 nt
Organism: Ochlerotatus camptorhynchus
Lineage: Eukaryota; Metazoa; Arthropoda; Insecta; Diptera; Culicidae
Gene: AsnRS
Product: asparagine--tRNA ligase
Exons: 3
Coding region: 189-1850 (553 amino acids)
Biological process (GO): asparaginyl-tRNA aminoacylation
Cellular component (GO): cytoplasm
Molecular function (GO): ATP binding; nucleic acid binding; asparagine-tRNA ligase activity
Source: RefSeq, a predicted model, not a curated record
CACUGGCUGGACUGGUGGUUCGUUUGUAUUCCUUUUAUGCAGCAAGCUCGGCAUUGCAUCGGAAAUUCUGUAAUAUUAGCUAUUAAUCAUCGUGCGAUUAAAGUUCUCUUUAAAUAGUGCAACGAUUGACACUAUUUGCUAUUAGUGCUGUUAUCGUGCACGAGAGCAUACCGGAGGAAGCAGCAACAAUGGAAAACCUAACCAUAAACGAACUGUACACCUCGGAGAAGCGCGGCAGUGACGAGUCCGGCGAUGGAACCGCCGAGAAACCCUUCAAGACUAUCAUGCAGGCGAUGCGCCACGCUGGUAAGGAACCCUUCCCGACGAUCUACGGCGACGCCAAGGACGAAAAAUCCGAAUCGCCGUACGAGGUAGCGACCAAGUCGCAGCUCAAGAAGAUCCAAAAGCUCUGGCUUCGGGAGAGCUCAAAGAGCGCUGACAAGCAGAAGCGCGAAGAAGAGGAUGCCAAGAAGCGUGAACAGAAUAUGGAGGAAGCGAAGAAGAUCGUCAUCAAGGAGGAUCCCGCUUGGCCAGCAGCGAAGCUGAUCAAGAUCUCCAAGGGCGGUGAGAACCGAGGCAUUCGUGUCAAGAUCUACGGAUGGGUACAUCGGUUGAGACGGCAGGGAAAGGGUUUGAUGUUUAUUACGCUUCGCGACGGAACGGGCUUCCUGCAGUGCGUGCUGAACGAUGUGCAGUGCCAAACGUACAAUGCCUUGGUUCUGUCGACGGAAUCUUCCGUGCAACUGUUUGGCACACUGAAGGAAGUUCCGGAAGGUAAGAGUGCUCCCGGAGGGCACGAGCUGCACGUGGAUUAUUGGGAACUGAUCGGGUUGGCUCCGGCUGGUGGUGCCGAUACGAUUUUGAACGAAGAAGCCCAUCCUGACGUACAGCUGGACAAUAGGCACAUUAUGAUUCGUGGUGAGAACACUUCCAAGAUUCUCAAGAUGCGAGACGUGAUCAUGGAUGCUUUCCGGGCGCAUUAUCAUGACCGUGGAUACACGGAGGUGACGCCUCCAACGCUGGUGCAGACCCAGGUCGAAGGUGGUUCCACGCUCUUCAAGCUUAACUAUUUUGGAGAGGAAGCCUUCCUGACUCAAAGCUCUCAGCUGUAUCUGGAAACGUGUCUACCGGCGCUGGGAGAUGUCUACUGUAUCGCGCAGAGCUAUCGCGCCGAGCAGAGCCGAACUCGUCGUCACUUGGCUGAAUACAGUCACGUCGAGGCCGAGUGUCCGUUCAUCUCGUUCGAUGAAUUGCUGGAUCGACUGGAAGAUUUGGUGGUGGACGUCGUCGAUCGAGUUCUCAAGUCUCCGUGGGGUUAUAUGGUGAAAGAACUCAAUCCGGACUUUGUUCCACCGAAGACACCAUUCCGUCGUAUGAACUAUGCCGAUGCCAUCAUUUGGCUGAAGGAAAACAACGUGACCAAGGAUGACGGAACGUUCUACGAAUUUGGAGAAGACAUUCCGGAGGGACCGGAACGAAAAAUGACCGAUACAAUCAAUGAACCGAUUAUGUUGUGCCGUUUCCCGGCAGAAAUCAAGUCGUUCUACAUGGCAAAGUGUCCGGAGGAUAGACGGCUGACUGAAAGCGUUGACGUGCUGCUGCCGAAUGUAGGUGAAAUUGUCGGAGGAUCGAUGAGGUCCUGGGAUUAUGAGGAACUAAUGGAGGGCUACAAGCGUGAAGGAAUCGAUCCCAAGGCGUACUACUGGUACAUCGAUCAGCGUAUCUACGGAUCCCAGCCCCACGGUGGCUAUGGAUUGGGAUUGGAGCGGUUGAUGUGCUGGCUGUUGAACCGGUACCACAUCCGAGAGGUUUGUCUGUAUCCAAGAUUCUUAGAAAGAUGCAAACCCUAAAUAUCGGCAAACCCUUCGCAUUUGAAUUGAAGCAUUUAUGGAACAUCUUUCAAGUCUCUGCUGAUAUCUUUCUGUAUUAGGAUAAUGGAAAUAAAUUGUAACUAAUGUCGCUUUCGUUUUUGCGGUGUAGCUACCGAAAUAAUUGAGGGUGUAGAUGUCGGUUGCAUCUUUGUAUACCAACAAAUUUUGUUGAGUUGUCAACGACUCGCGCUUAUUGCCGCUUACACUACGCCGCAAAACGGAAACGACAUAAGGUUGC